AUGGAGAUUUUGCAAGUUGAUUACAAGCUAAAAUGGAGCGACCUGAGGAUGGGGCCGUUUACUUGGGACAAGUCCAGCACGGGUCUUGUUCUCAGCUCAUUCUUCUGGGGAUACAUGCUGACGCAGAUUCCGGGCGGGUACAUCUCCAGGGCUGUCGGCGGGACGCGUGUGUUUGGCUACGCUAUGUUGAUGUGUACCAUACUGACGGCCCUGACGCCCGUGCUCGCACACGCGCACUACGGCCUGCUCGUGCUGGCGCGUAUCUUGGAGGGAGCCUGUCAGGGCGUCGUUUUUCCUGCGCAACAUCAUAUCUGGUCGGAGUGGGCACCGCCGUUGGAACGAAGCAUGCUAGUCGCGUAUUCGUACGCCGGCAAUCAAGCCGGAAACAUUUUGGCAUUACCCAUGUCCGGAUUACUCUGCGACUGGCUUGGCUGGGAAUCCAUAUUCUUUUUCUUUGGCAUCAUUGGGUUAAUAUGGUUCAUAUUUUGGAUAAUCUUUGCGUACGACACACCGGCCUGCCAUCCGAGGAUCUCUGAACGCGAGAAGAACUAUAUAGAACGUUCGCACUGUGGCCAAUUGGAGCAAUCUGGUGUUUAG
This is a messenger RNA of Priapulus caudatus, 597 nucleotides long. Its product is annotated as vesicular glutamate transporter 3-like. Bases 1 to 597 code for a protein of 198 amino acids. Gene Ontology annotation, molecular function: transmembrane transporter activity. The record is from RefSeq and is a predicted model, not a curated record. Gene Ontology annotation, biological process: transmembrane transport; monoatomic anion transport. Gene Ontology annotation, cellular component: membrane. The transcript is spliced from 5 exons. Lineage: Eukaryota; Metazoa; Priapulida; Priapulimorpha; Priapulimorphida; Priapulidae.